ACCUGAUCUCAAGUCAGCUGAACACCUCUGAGAGACUGAGGGCGAAGACCCGUCUGGCAAAGUCUGGCUUAUACAUUUAAUUAUUUUUAUUCCGUUACCUUCAAUUUUUUCCAUAUUCUUCCUCUUGUGAGACACUUUGUAACUUUUCUAAAUGGCAGUACAGAGUGAGUGAAGCUUGCUUUGCCAUGUGGCUGAUCUUCCGCGAGCCUCGCCGCUUCUUGUGCGGAUGAUCCCCGCCCACGCCGAGCGCGCUCAAACCGGUCAUUGGUUCGACGGGACACCGUCCCACCCACUGGUGGAGUUUGUAACUUUACAGCGAGACGCACAGUGGGAGGUCAUCCAUCCACUGGAGGACACAGAUGAGGACGGCAGUUACUUGUAUCUGCACGGCGGAGAUGUUGUAAACUCCCUGAGAAGUUCUUAAGACUUUUCUCAGUCCACGAAUGAAGCUGUGAAGCCGCCCGCUCGGUCACAAUGUGGAAACCCGCCGGUGGAUCAACGAGCGCCGCCUUCAGCUUCAGCGCCGCCGCCGCCGCCGUCACCUGCCUGCUCGUGACCGGGAUGCUGGUCGUCACCGUCGGACAGCUGAGCAGCGGAGACCCGGCGGAGCCUCUCGCUCCAGCGUCGGGUGGAAAAGUUUUCUCGGCGUACUUCAGGAAACUGAGCCGGGAGAGGAGGGCGAUAAGCGGCCCCCCGAGGAGAAGCCCACCCCCCGGGCCGGUGGAGCAUCUCUCCGCGGCCGACCUGUUCAUCGCGGUGAAAACCACCGGGAGGUAUCACCGCCAGAGGCUGGAGCUCCUGCUGGACACCUGGAUCUCCAGAAACAUGCAACAGACGUACGUGUUCAGUGAUGGAGAGGAUGAGAAGCUGAGGAAAAGGAUGGGAGCCCACCUGAUCAACACCAACUGCUCAGCGGCCCACGACCGCCAGGCCCUCUCCUGUAAGAUGGCCCUGGAAUAUGAUGCUUUUAUUAACUCUGGCAAGAAGUGGUUCUGUCACGUCGAUGAUGAUAACUACCUGAACGUCGGCUCCCUGCUGAAGCUCUUGUCUCAGUACAGCCACAUGCAGGACGUUUACAUCGGCCGGCCGAGCCUCGAACGGCCGAUAGAGGCCACAGAGAAGCUUGGCACUGCCCAAAUGAGGCAGGUGCAUUUCUGGUUCGCCACGGGAGGAGCGGGAUUCUGUCUGAGUCAAGGCCUCGCUCGCAAGAUGAAACCCUGGGCGAGUGAUGGCACGUUCAUGGCCACAGCUGAGCACAUCCGCCUCCCGGAUGACUGCACUGUCGGUUACAUCGUGGAAGCGCAGCUUGGCGUGAGCCUCACCCGCUCGCCGUUGUUCCACUCGCACCUGGAGAACCUAGGACUGGUGUCAGACAUACAAAGCCAGGUGACGCUCAGCUAUGGAACAGUGGAAAACAGCAGAAACACUGUCAACCUGAGAGGAGCGUUUUUAGCAAAUGAAGAUCCUACAAGGUUCAGGUCGGUCCAUUGUCUGCUGUACCCAGACACUCCUUGGUGCCCCAGCCCCCAGCGACUUUAACACCCAUCCAGAGAUGGAGGCAGACUGGUGGAGGAGAAUAAUGUCUGCCUAAACUCAAUUUUCUCGCCAGGAGGAGGAAAUCACUGCAGACAUCCAAGGAUAAAGAGUCUCACUGCUGCCCUCCUCAGCCUCCACCCAGCUGAUGAAUCUCUGAGACGUGUGUGGUCUGGGUCUGCACUGCCUUCCUUUGGGAAGAUCUAAUGUUUUAUGAGUCUGACACCUGAACUCUGCCGGGGGUCAGAAGGCCAAAAAUUGCAACAAGAGGAGAAUAUGAAAAGUUGAUCUAUCUAGAAAACUCUCAGAUCCUGAAGAAAAGAAGUUUGACCCAAGUUUGGGAGGAGAGGAAAGUCCAUGUUGUCACCUGAAUGAAAAGGGUUUAUCCUCUGCAUGGUGCAGCCUGUCAGACCUGCCUUAUCCCUCCUCUGUCUUUGUCAGUCUCAGCUCUUCAGCUCCAGCUGUACUCGGGCUCAGCUGUGCAUUGAACGUAACGUCGAGAGCCUGAGUCGGGCUUGUCUCUUUGUUUUUCUCCCAUCGGGUCUCCGGUUGUGAUAACGUCGCACUCACCAGCAUCAUUACUGAAAUCCGGGAACAUGACGACGUA
Molecule: messenger RNA, 2140 nt
Organism: Scatophagus argus
Lineage: Eukaryota; Metazoa; Chordata; Actinopteri; Scatophagidae
Product: beta-1,3-N-acetylglucosaminyltransferase lunatic fringe-like
Exons: 8
Coding region: 475-1539 (354 amino acids)
Biological process (GO): regulation of Notch signaling pathway; pattern specification process
Cellular component (GO): Golgi membrane
Molecular function (GO): O-fucosylpeptide 3-beta-N-acetylglucosaminyltransferase activity
Source: RefSeq, a predicted model, not a curated record